GUAGUUACUCUCAUAAUAUCCCAGAGCUGGUGGCGUCGCCUUUGCUGAAGGUCGUGCGAGAGGCUUCGUUUCCGCUUGGAGUUCGUGUUCGCUUGACCAUGUUGGGUGUCGGCGUCCGCCGGUUUGCUACCUCGGCCGUUCGCCGCAUGCAUUAUGAAGAGGGCCCGGGAAAGAACAUUCCUUUUUCGGUGGAAAAUAAAUGGCGAUUGUUGGCAAUGAUGUCACUCUUCUUUGGAAGUGGAUUUGCCUUUCCCUUUCUUCUAGUUAGACACCAGUUGUUGAAGAAGUAAACAGAUUGAAGCUGGAGUAUCCUUCAAGCAAUUUUCCUUUGAUUUGGAGGAAAAGGAGCAACUAAUAUGUAUUGCAUAUAUCUGUAAAUUAAAAAAUAAAUAUGAAAUGCACUGUAA
Messenger RNA from Sphaerodactylus townsendi, 407 nucleotides. Its product is annotated as cytochrome c oxidase subunit 7C, mitochondrial. The record is from RefSeq and is a predicted model, not a curated record. The coding region runs from base 99 to 290 and encodes 63 amino acids. Gene Ontology annotation, biological process: mitochondrial electron transport, cytochrome c to oxygen. NCBI's taxonomy places the organism in Eukaryota, Metazoa, Chordata, Lepidosauria, Squamata, Sphaerodactylidae. The transcript has 3 exons.